Messenger RNA from Gossypium arboreum, 2447 nucleotides. RefSeq lists its product as uncharacterized. The coding region runs from base 493 to 1656 and encodes 387 amino acids. The transcript has 4 exons. The record is from RefSeq and is a predicted model, not a curated record. Lineage: Eukaryota; Viridiplantae; Streptophyta; Magnoliopsida; Malvales; Malvaceae.
ACCGAUUCGAUAGUUCAGGGAUUUUAAUAAAAACUUUUGAAUAAUACAUUAACUACUUUGAAAUUUUUUGAGAUUAAGUGACAAAAUAAAAACUUAAAAAUAAUACUUGGGUGUAGUUUGCCCAAAAGAAAAAAAGCCAAAAUGUUACGAGUAGGUGGGAUCAGCUUUGUAACAAUUCCAUCCCUUCCUUUAAUCCUAGGUCAUAGAAAUCUGGAAAUUCUUCUAUUUUACGCUUAACUCUCAUCACUUUGCAACCAAAUCGAAGUUCCAUCAUCGACUCCGUUCAGUUUCGCUCUCAACCUCGCCGAGUUUUAUAAGUAAUUAUAACUAUGUUAUGCUGAAAUUUUCAGGUUUCAAGGAAAAGAAAGAAGGGCGGAUCCUGUCAAUACUGAAGCGGAUUUUCUCAUUAAUUCAUCUCUUUGUUUGAUUGGCAGAGUUGACUUUUGGUCAUAUAGAUCUGUCUAUGACUGGCAGAUACUGUUUCACGGAAACAUGGACCUUUCUCCGUCUGAGGUUACCAGUCCAUUUAAGAAUAAUGAAGCUGAUCAGUCGAAGUAUUUGAAGACUGAGCUGAUUACAAGUGUUGAACCCCAAUUGGUUGAAUCAGGAACAUCUAAAUGUUUAGCCGAUAACAACAGAAGAUUUCUCAAACGUAGAUUUAGUGUUAUGGAAAGAAAAGUGCUUGCGGAUCGGCGGUACUUAGAGAGGAAGAAGAUGGAAAUGGAGAGGCUGAAGAAUGAGAUAAGACGGUAUGAAGAGGAGCUUUCACAGCUGCGUACCAAUCAGAGUCUUCUAGCCCUAGAUCUAGAUAAGGUAGAAUGUUGUUUUUCUCAAGCAACCAGCCAGUGGCAUGAUGAUCAAACAGAAGAGGUCUCAAAGUCCAGUAGUAUCCAAAAGCAUCAACGCAUCCAAGAUCAGCAGAAGAUUAGUUCAAAUGAUGGAGGUGUGGCUAUCAGUCAGAAUCUUACAAAUAAUAAAGAGAGGACUCCAAAUGCAAGAGCUGCUGUCAAUGAGCCUGCUACUGAACAUCAAGAGAGUGCUCAGAGUGGUUCAUGUUCUGCUGAAGUGGCUAAGAUCAAGUUGCCUAAGUUCCUUAUGGAACUUCAUACAGAAGUUGCGAGCAAUGUAGACCUCUCAGAUUUCACAGGCUUAGAGGGGGAGCAGAGAAGAUUUGGGAGAUUCAGUUUCCCAUUGUCUCUGAUUCCAACUGUUGAGAGAAUAAACAGUGUCUACAGUGAUAUUUCUGCAACAAGUCUAGUAAGUCCCAGUGUUUCUGCCACAGUCUAUGUUUUAUUUUGUGCUGUGAUCAGAGAGAUGGAACAUCUACGGCUUGAGGAAGUUACUGAGGACAUAUUGCUGAAGUGGAGAGAUGUGAUCAAGGAUGCUUUACGCCUUGGUUUCAAUGUGGCAUUUGCCAUGGAGCAUUUGAAGAAAGUUGUCUGUGCUUACUUUGGUCAACCAGGGUGCAAAUUGCUCCAUGAAAUUGAUUCAAAGAUCUCAACAUUAGAGGCUGAGGUGAAUGACUGGAAGAAGAAACGUGCUGAGAUAUAUGAGGAGUUCAAGAUGAGUAUCGAUGCUGUUGAGAACUUCAUUGGAGUUCCUGUCAGCACAGGUUUAUUUCCUUGGUCUUCUUCCAAUAGAAUUAUGCAUGGCUGAAAAUGAGAUACCAUUCUUGAAACUUAUACUGCAGAAAAAUCCCAUCAUAUGAAACUGGUAUACCAUUUUACCUGAUAUCUUGCUCCUCCAAAAGGUUGACACAAUCUUUCUGUAUGGUAUUCUUAUUUGUUCAAGUAAUACUCGCCAUUGUUAUCGACUUUACCCCUUAAAUUUUUGGACUGACCCAAAUGAGAACACUUGGAUUUUCCCCCAAGCAUAUCCUGUAUCAGCAUCGAAACCGCCACUUCUAUUUUUAUCUGUUUGAUGAAAUGCAACUCCAGACUCCAAUGAGCUUCACCAAAAGGCUUUCUUUAUCAGCUAUUGAUGCUCAAACUACCCACCUAAACAUCGUUGGUGGUGGCUCAAAUAUUGGGGCCUUGUUCCCUUAUGGUUUGUUAAUUUGGUUUGAGGCACAUUGAGCAAAAUCAAAUGCACAAGCAGUGAAGAAAGCUGAAAACAAUUGGACUGGCUUUAGAAUUGAGACUGGGAACAGGAUACAAGGAUGAUGGGAAAAAGUCCUAAAAAGGAUUGAGAGAUCUACCAUAUAGUUUGUGUUUAUAUCACACCAAUCUACGUAGUCUCUGUACUACUGUCACAUUUUGCAGCUUAUAGAAACUUACUCACUUGGAAUCUUUGUUUUCUUCAAACUAUCCUUAUGUGACACAUCUGGUCUACAUAGAUACUCAUACCGGAUGUAUGCUUGUAUCCUACUUUUUUCUUAAUUCGGGUACCGUAGACAGGGAUUUUUUGAUGAUAUUUUAUUAGAUUCAUAUACUGAUUGUUACCUCAAA